Molecule: messenger RNA, 1008 nt
Organism: Anopheles bellator
Lineage: Eukaryota; Metazoa; Arthropoda; Insecta; Diptera; Culicidae
Exons: 2
Coding region: 1-1008 (335 amino acids)
Source: RefSeq, a predicted model, not a curated record
AUGAAGCUUGCCCUCGUCCUGGCGAUCACACUGGCAACAGUGGCAACCUUAGCACCAGUAAGUUCCAUGCACAUCGCGAAGCUCGUCGUAAGGAAGCUAGUCAGCAGCGCGCACCAGCCAAAAUCAUCGGUGACCGCCGUCGUUUACACACCCGUCGUGGCUCCUCCACCGGUAGUGUACUCGCCCCCACCGUUCGUCGUUCCACAGCCGCAUCAUGCCGCACCGGCUUCGUCGUUCCACACCAAGCUGCGUUCGGCUGUGGGCAAGUUCGGUUUGACCAACUUCAACUUUGCCAAGCUCGGUCUCGGGCAAGUCCUGAAGCAUCCUUGGCUGAAAAACACCGUGCUGGCGGGUUCACCGCUUUUCGGGGGCUCAUCAGUCACCGGCGGAGUGUCCGAGGUGUACCACGAGACCGACGAGCAUGUCACUCCCGUGUCGGCGGCGGUAGUCCCUGAGGUCCAUCCGGCCGUUGUCGAACAACAUGAGGUCGUCGAAGUGGUCAACCCUCCUCCUACAGAGGUGGUGGAGGUGGUCCCCGAAACGCCAGUCAAUCAGUAUCCUCUUCCGGCACCAACUCCAGCCCUUGAGUACGGACCUCCGGCGGGAUCAGCCUUCGGAAGCUCUUCUGCGUCUUCGGCGAGCUCCAGCACCAGCCACCAGAACACUGGUGAGCCCCAGUACGUGGCGGUCAAUCUAGGAGCCCGCCAUGUAGCACCCCUACCGGCCGGUUACGAGGACUCGGUGUUGAUCGAAAACCUACAGCCGGCUCCCGGUGUCAGCAACACCGACACCUAUCUGGUUCCUCCGGUCGAAUCGAAUCAGCUGGAAAACAACUGGAACCCGGUGGUGCUGUCCGACAUCCCGCAGGAGCUGCUCCGAUCCGGAGGAAUGGAAGAACUCGUCGACAACGGAGUGAAGUACAUCGCCAUCAACGAUGGCGUGCGCCACGAAGCUCCCCUGCCCGGUUACGAUCGUUCGAUCGUCAUCGAGAACCUGGCCAAUGCGUAA